UUAAAUUUUUUUUUUUUUAAUUAGUGGUGGGAAUGAUCUGCUUUCCGUCUGCGUCGUUUCCAUGCCAGCAUGGGAACCGCCGUGUCCAAAAGGAGGAAUUUGAGAAACGACGCGAUAUCGUCCGUCGCAGCAAAAGUUAGAGCAGCACGAGCAUUUGGAGAGUACCUGUCCCACACACACCCUGAUAACCGAAACGGAUCAGCUCAUCUCCUGUGUGAAACCUUGGUGGGUCCCGACCCAGAGUCGCCAACUGGGACCGCCGGCCCCAACGGCAACCACCUUCAUCUGUGCUCCGACAACACCAAGGACUCCAAGGAUAGCCCGGAGGACAUCGUGGUGAAAACUUCUUUGGCUUUGCACCAUCAACCACCUCCGUCCAUCACCGUUUCCAGUAAGCCGGUGCGGUUAUCCCUCGAACGCAGCUUCUCAGUGGAGGAGGACAAGCAGAAGGGCGUAGAGUGCACUCUGCAGCCUGCUCGUGUCUAUACAAUCACCACCCAGCACGGUAUGCUGAUGAGUGGCGGCCGGGGCAGCAAGGAAAGCCUAGAACUGGAUGUCUUAAAGGAGAGGUCUGGGAGUGGAGGAGUGGGACCCAAAAGUAGCAGUGUAGGUGGUCACGCUACCUUAAUCCAGCCCUCCACUUCCCCUUCGUCCUCCUCCUCGUCUCCGACCCAGUACCACCAAACCGGGAGCGGCCGUGGCACCGGCAGCUGCGGCGGCGCACACCAUCACCACGGCAACCACCACCACACGGGACCCUCAAGCAGCGGCGGAGCCUGCGGGCCGAGCGGAACCGCUAACCAGCAAGCCGCGAUCGUCUCGGGGUCUCACUCCCACCAUGCGGUACACCACCACUCCCACCACCACCAUCACCUGGUUCAACCCCCCUUGCAGACCUCUGUCAGCGCCCACAACAUCCGCAGCUGGGGAGACGGUGGUAAAGCGGAAGCGGAAUGCGGCGGGCUGGCCUGUGAGUCCUGCGGUGCCGUCCCCUCUCGGAGCCAGGGAUCGCUGGACCUAGAAAGUGCUUCCCGAGAGCCAGGCAAGUAGCGCCGACGCCUAGAGAGGAUGUGGAGUGUGGACCGAAUGACUGGGCUGGAGAGAGACGAUGCUAACUGGUUCCCCAAGGAAAAUAUGUUCACCUUUCAAACCGCUACCACCACCAUGCAGGCGUGAGUGGCUUUCCGGGGAUUUGGCCCGAGGAAAAGGAGAGAGAGAGCGCAGGAUUCAGCAGACGUCAGCCAGAGGAACUUCCGGAAGCAUCUUCGUAUGGUGGGCAGCAGAAGGAUUAAAGCACAGACGUUCGCUGAGCGUAGAUCGAAGAGUUUCAGCCGCUCCUGGAGUGACCCCACCCCCGUCAAGACUGACUCUUCUCAUGAAUCCAGAGAUAGUGGCGAUCUGCAGACUUCCUGCGGCACCCUCGACGAAGGCGGCGUUGAUGAAGCUGCCGACUGGGAGGAGGAGAGAGAGCUGGAGAGGCUCGCCUGUGAGGGAGACGACUUUAUACCUCCCAAAAUCAUGUUGAUCUCCUCCAAGGUCCCUAAAGCGGAGUACGUCCCCACUAUAAUCCGCAGGGAUGACCCGUCCAUCAUCCCCAUCCUCUACGAUCAUGAACAUGCAACUUUUGAUGACAUUUUGGAGGAAAUAGAGAAGAAGCUCACAGCUUACAAGAGGGGAAGCAAGUUCUGGAGGAUGCUCAUCUUUUGCCAGGGAGGCCCGGGUCAUCUGUACCUCCUGAAGAACAAAGUAGCGACAUUUGCCAAGGUGGAAAAGGAAGAGGACAUGAGCCAAUUCUGGAGACGACUCAGCAGAAUGAUGAGCAAAGUCAACCCGGAGCCUAACCUCAUCCACAUAAUGGGAUGCUACGUCCUGGGAAACCCCAAUGGAGAGAAGCUGUUCCAGAAGCUGAAGAAUCUGAUGAGGCCUUAUUCUGUGGAGUUCGAGUCACCACUGGAGCUUUCUGCGCAGGGCAAAGAGAUGAUUGAGAUGUACUUCGACUUCCGUCUCUACCGCCUUUGGAAGACGCGUCAGCACUCCAAACUGUUGGACUAUGAGGACCUUUUGUGACGAAGAAAUGCCGACGAUGACGAGGGCGUCCUCUCGUGCCACAAGGAAAGCGUUGAGUGACGAUGGACGUUUUGCUCACCUGGCGUCAACUCCAUAAAAACAUCAUUUUUCUUCCCCAAGGUGGAAAAAGGGACAAGGACCCUGAAUGACUUGAGGUUAUUAAAAAAAAAAAAAUUUUAAAAAUGACUUUGUUGCUCUUUUCAUCGUGAGUGCUUAAAAGGUCAUCUGUAAAGAGCCCAUUGAAGUCACUGUUUAGCUGCAAGAAUGUGUGGUCGUGCCUCCUAUAUACAGUGGACAUUAAAACAUUUUAAAAUGCCAUGUUUUUGUGUUUAAAAAAAAAAAAAAAAAAAAAAAGAAAUGAGACCAAGCUAAAUCCUUUCAAAACUUUUCCCACUGUCAAUGGUUCCUACAACCUGUGUGACUCAGUUGCAUUUUUAACAAAUAAUUUUGAGUAAAAUAAACAACUGAAUGUGGUUACACAAGUGUGCACACCCUCUUAUAAAUGGGUUUCAGAAUUAACCAACCACAUUCAAACUCAUUAAAUCAGCACACACCUGUCACCAUUUAAAGUCUCUGAUUAACCCUAAAUCAAGUUUGUUGUUUAAGUAGGUUGUUCCUUAUAUUUGUUUGUGCUUUCUAGUAAAGGCAUGAAGAAGUUGCACACUUGUGUCAUCACAUUUAAAUUUUUUAAUUUUACUUCGCAACUCUUGAAAAUAAUAAAAAAAAAAAAUCGAUUUAGUUGUACAGGUUAUAGGUUAACAUUAAUGUUGGAAAAAGUUUCAAAAUGAUCUUUUGUCUCAUUUUCUUAUAUCACAGAAACCUUGCAUUUGAACAGGGGGGUGUAGACUUUUUAUAUCCACUGUUAACAUUCAUGACUAAUCCAUCCUUUGUGUCCGUGUAAGAAUCCUAAAUAUCUGGUAUAGCUUCUGUCAUGCAGAUAAUAAUAAUCUUCACCAUCGGAUCAAUGACGUCUAGUUUAUUUUUGAUGUGUGUUGCCGUGCGGUUUUCUUACGGACAUACGUUGGAACAACUCAGGUUUUAGCCACUAAAGUAACAAUUCUGUCUACGACAUACCAAUGUUUAUCGCCAUCUCGCUGGGAGUGAAUGUACUAUUAGCGCUACAGAAAUGUGCUGUAACUUGACAUAGUUUUGUUUUUUUGGUAUGAAUGUGGUCGCUUACAAUAGUGGGGGACAAAAAGUGAUGUUGCUUUCUUGUGCAUUUUCUUUGUGGCUGCGAAAAGCUAAACGUGUUCACAUUUCUGCUGUGAUGUCAAGAGGGAUGUAACAGCCAUCCAAAUGAUUGUUUGCCCUGGUGUUUGAGAAAUUGUAAGCAAGUACUGCAGAACUUCACAAAAAUAGCAUAGGCAUUUGACUACAUUUCUUGGAUUAAUUGAUCAAAUAAAAUAAAUAUAAUAAUAAAAUUAAAAUUAACUUUUUUUUUUUUUUAAUAUUACUUUUAAUGGGAUGGGAGCAUCUUUCAAAGUUCUGAACUCCUGUUUUCAUGCCAUGUCAUACUGAGAGUUCCAUCAGGUGGCUGUGGCUCAACGGCGCUUAUGCUGGUUGCUCGAUGCAAUCCACAGAACUGUUCAUGAAUCAAUGAAUCAUGAUGUCAUGUACAGAAAGAGAAAAACCAAUUGGGGAGCGAAAAUCAAAAGGGCUUGGAUGACGAGUGGAAAUGUUGAAAAUUUAAGGCUGAUUAGGUUAUACAAAUGUUCUGGCUAUGAGUAUUUUCUUAACUUGUCCUCAGUGGUGUCUGAGGAAUAACACAUU
Molecule: messenger RNA, 3837 nt
Organism: Phycodurus eques (leafy seadragon)
Lineage: Eukaryota; Metazoa; Chordata; Actinopteri; Syngnathiformes; Syngnathidae
Gene: nsmfa
Product: NMDA receptor synaptonuclear signaling and neuronal migration factor a
Exons: 15
Biological process (GO): positive regulation of neuron migration; regulation of neuronal synaptic plasticity
Cellular component (GO): nucleus; cytoplasm
Source: RefSeq, a predicted model, not a curated record